Molecule: messenger RNA, 2592 nt
Organism: Lodderomyces oxycetoniae
Lineage: Eukaryota; Fungi; Ascomycota; Pichiomycetes; Serinales; Debaryomycetaceae
Gene: PRP5
Product: DEAD-box RNA helicase
Exons: 1
Coding region: 1-2592 (863 amino acids)
Molecular function (GO): RNA helicase activity; RNA binding; ATP binding
Source: RefSeq, a predicted model, not a curated record
AUGACGUCAACUACGGGAUUUAACUCUAGCAAACUUACUAACCAAGCAAGCGAUAAUGAUGAGAAACAACGGAAACGAAGAGAGCAGUUAGCUGCCUGGCGACAGAAGAAGCAGCAAGCUCUACUUGAUAAAAAACAGGCGGUGCUGAAAGUAGAAACAGAACCGGAAGAUGAAGAUGGAGAAAAAAAGCGACUUAGACAACAGAGAAUUGAAGAGUGGAAAAGGGCUCGAUUACAAAAGGAAAAGGAAAAGGAAAGCACCAUCUUGGAGUCGCAGCCGCGUUUGAGGACGUCCAUUACGUUGUUAAAAAAGCCUUCUUCUUUCGGUAAAGGAAAGACCAACUUGCAGAGGAAGAGAGUAAUAUUAGCAGAUAAUGAAGAAGAAACUGAAGUUUUGAAGAAGAAGAUUCCACGGUUUUCAAAUGGCAGUUUUGAAAAGAGUUCAAACGGAAAAAUUGAGACUCUUGAUAACGACGAUAAUAACGCUGAUGAACUUGAUAAUUUUAUGGGAUUGCUAAAUAAUGAAGAAAAAGGGCAGCAUUCUCGCGGUAUAGAUAAUGACAUGAUUGCAGACGAAGACGAAGAUGAAGGUGAAGAUGUAUACGAAAAAGAAGUUCUCGAUAAUGAAGACGAGAUUGAUAAAAUUCUCAGCACAAAGUUGACCAAGUUGCGGAACGUUGGGAAAGAGUUGAAAGAGAUUGACCAUGCUUCUAUUGAUUACCCGCUGUUUAGCAAAAACUUUUAUCAAGAACCAUUUGAAAUAAGAAAUAUGAGCCAACAAGAAAUUGAUAUGGUGAGAUUAGAACUCGAUAAUAUCAAAGUAAGAGGAAAACAUAUUCCAGCACCAUUCACAAAAUGGUCCCAGUUAUUAGUUCCAGAGAACCUUUCAUCAACGGUCAAUGAAGAUUUUGGGUUUGUCAAACCAUCUCCUAUACAAAGUCAAGCUAUUCCAAUAAUACUUUCUGGGCGAGACAUGAUUGGUGUUGCCAAGACUGGGUCCGGAAAAACAUUAGCAUAUGUAAUCCCGAUGUUACGACAUGUGCAAGAUAGACAAAUUUUGAAUUCUGGGGACGGUCCAACUGCAUUGGUACUAAGUCCAACAAGAGAGCUUGCCUUACAAAUCGAACAAGAAGUUACUAGAUUCAAAAGGAAUUUAAAUUUCAAAGUGUGCUGUUGCUAUGGUGGAGCUAAUAUUGAGAGCCAAAUAACUGAACUAAAACGAGGGGUUGAUGUAAUAGUUGCUACUCCAGGUAGAUUGAUAGAUUUGUUAGUAGCAAACAGUGGCAGAGUCACCUCUUUGCGAGGAACAACUUUUGUUGUUUUGGAUGAGGCGGACCGAAUGUUUGAUAUGGGGUUUGAACCACAGAUUCAAAAAAUCUUUUCGCAAAUAAGACCUGAUAAGCAAACCGUAUUAUUUUCGGCAACGUUCCCGAGAAAAUUGGAGACGCUUGCUAAGAGAUGGCUUCAAGAUCCAAUUGAAGUGAUUGUCGGAGGAGUGGGUGUUGUUGCAACGGAAAUUACGCAGAAUGUUGUUAUGCUUGAAGGACCAAAUGAAAAGAUGGCAAAACUUCAAGAGCUUCUUACUGAACAUUCUGAUGAAAAAGUACUUGUUUUUGUUGAGAAACAAAUUGAUGCAGACAAGUUAGUGUCUAGUCUUUUGAGAAUGGGAUUUCCAUGUUUGGCCAUUCAUGGAGGUAAAGAUCAGAUUGAUCGGCAACAUGCCGUAAAAGAAUUUGCUGAUGAAAGUAGUGGGGUCAGUAUAUUGGUAGCAACUUCGAUUGCAGCUCGCGGACUAGAUGUCAAGAAUUUAAGCUUAGUUGUCAAUUUUGAUCCACCUAGCCAUCUUGAAGACUACGUGCACAGAGUUGGAAGAACUGGUCGAGCUGGUGCGAGAGGGGAGGCAUUCACAUUUGUAACGAAAUCACAAGAGAAAGAAAUCAGCAUCAUAGUCAAGGCUCUAAAGAUGAGUUCAAUUAAGGUGGAAACUGAAUUACAGAGUAUUGCCGACCUGUUUGGUAAAAAGCUUGAAACAGGCGAAGAAAAGAGGUCGUUUGGAUUCGGGGGCAAGGGAUUGGAUAAGUUACAAAGCAUACGAGACACCAAGAUUCAAAUGCAAAAGAAAAUGUAUGGAACUUUUGACCGUGAUGAAACUGAGAAAAACAAUGAGACUGAGCUGGGCACGGCAACCGCUGCCGCUACCGCUGCUACCGCUGCUGCCGUCGCUGCUACAGUAAUGCCAUCUUUCGAAGUAAUUGAGGGAAACUCACCUGAAACAUCGGGUCCUGAUAAGUGCAAAUUUUACAGUAGAAUCACAAUCAAUGAUCUACCGCAAAAAGUUAGAUGGAAGAUUGUUCAAAGAGAAAGCUUGUCUAAAAUCAUUGACACAACAAAGACUUCAAUUACUACGAGGGGCCAGUAUUACUCGCCUCUGUGCAAGCAACUUCCUACGAGUGAUAAACCAAAACUUUACUUAUUAGUUGAAGGUCUAACGCGACAAGCAGUUGAAGAUGCAAUCGCGAUAAUCAGGGAAAAAAUGAUUCAAGGCAUACAAAAUAUGAGCUUGGAAGAUCAAACAGGAAGGUAUGUUGUUUGA